AUGAAGUUCACUUGGGUUACAACACUCCUUCUACUCUCCAGGGCGACAUCCCUGACCAUUCCUCAAACAGAGUCUACUGAUCUUAUUGAACAUGACCCCCUGGACUCCCUGCAUUUUGAGGACUCAAAUAUUAUAACACUUGAGAAGCGGCGUGGUGGUGGUGGAGGCCGAGGCGGUGGUGGUUCAUCCGGAGGAAGCAGUGGAGGCCGCACUGGAUCUUCUGGAUCUUCUGGUUCAUCCGGUUCAAGUGGUAGCGGAGGUCGCACUGGUUCUUCCGGUUCCUCCGGUUCAAGCAGCGGAGGCCGUACCGGUUCUUCUGGUUCUAGCGGAGGUAGUCGAAGUGGUUCAAGCAAUGUUGGUGGUACAACCAGUGGCGGCUCUGGCACUCGAGCAACAUAUGGUGGAGGUAACUACUAUGCUGGUGGUGGUCGAACCCCCUACAAGUCUGGCUCCCGAUCCCGUGGAGGUAUCGCCCCCUAUGUGCUCGGUGGAGCCGCACUGGGCGUCUUCCCUGGUCUUUGGUUGUACAGCGCCUACGCCUAUCCUUACAGCCACCACUACAACUAUUACAACGACAAUGCCCGCAAGAACGAGUCGCUCCCCGUUGUCUGUGUGUGCCAAGAGUACUCCGAGUGUGGUUGCGACAACAACAAUAAUCGCACCUAUUACGAGUCUCUCUUUAACGGCACCGUGCCUAAGAAUUCCAGUAUUGUACGCGUGGCCGAUGUGAAUGGCACUCAGACCAUCUACAUCAAUGGCACCUUGCCCAACGGUACCACUGCCGAUGAUGGAAGCUCGACUAGUUCUUCCUCAGCAUCCGGGCCUGUCGCAAUGGUCCUACAUGCUAGCGGGUACUGGGUGACUAUUGCCGUGGUAGCGGCCGCCGUUUGGGGAUUCUAA
Penicillium griseofulvum is the source of this 900-nucleotide messenger RNA. RefSeq lists its product as uncharacterized. Bases 1 to 900 code for a protein of 299 amino acids. The transcript has a single exon. The record is from RefSeq and is a predicted model, not a curated record. NCBI's taxonomy places the organism in Eukaryota, Fungi, Ascomycota, Eurotiomycetes, Eurotiales, Aspergillaceae.